AUGGCAAAGAAGAUGAGAGAAACAAUCACCUCCUACAUUCUCCCUAUCCUCCUCCUCCUUCUCGCCGUCCAAACCAACGCGCACAAUGUCACACGCCUCUUAUCACACCACCCUUCUUUCUCCUCCUUCAACCAUCUCCUAACCAAAACUUACCUCGCCGACGAAAUCAACCGUAGAACCACCAUAACCGUCUGCGCCGUCAACAACUCCGCCAUGUCAGCAUUAACCUCCAAAGGCUACACAAUCUCAACACUCAAACACAUCCUCUCCCUCCACGUCCUCCUCGACUACUUCGACGCCAAGAAACUCCAACAGAUCGGCGGCGGCUCAGCUCUCGCCGCCACUCUCUUCCAAGCCACCGGAGAUGCUCCGGAAACUACAGGAUUCGUCAAUAUAACGAUCCUGAGAGACGGCACGGUCGGCUUACGUCCCGACGGCGGUAAUCUUUCUUCCUUCUUCGUCAAGUCUAUUGAAGAAGUUCCGUACAACAUCUCCAUUAUACAGAUAAACAGAAUCUUACCGUCUGACACUGCGUCAGCACCUACUCGGGAUCCAGAGGAGAUGAAUAUCACCGGAAUAAUGUUGGCUCGUGGCUGUAAAGUGUUUGCCGAGACUCUUCUGUCUAGCCACAGAGCUUCAAUAACCUAUCAGGAGAGUGUACAAGGACUAGGAGGCAUGACAGUGUUCUGUCCAGGAGAUGACGCCAUGGAAAGAUUCUUGCCGAAAUACAAGAAGUUGACCGCUCCAAAGAAAGAAGCUUUCCUCCAGUUCCUCGCUGUCCCGACUUACUACUCAAUGACGAUGCUCAAAACCAACAAUGGUCCAAUGAACACACUUGCCACAUAUGGAGCAAACAAGUUCCAGCUCACUGUACAGAACGAUGGAGAUAAAGUUAACCUCAAGACAAGGAUUAACAUUGUCCAGAUCGUUGACACUCUGAUCGACGAGCAGCCAUUGAGUAUUUAUAGGACAGAUGAGGUUUUAUUACCUAAAGAGCUGUUUAAGGCUUCGGCUGUUGAAGCUUCUCCUCCGGCACCGGAGGAUGGUGAUGUUGCGGAUUGUCAAAAACCGUCUAAAGGGAAAGCGAAUGGGAAGAAGAAGAAGGCUGCCCCGUCGCCUGAUGAUUCUCUUGGUGAGUCGGAUUCGCCUGCAGAAGGGCCUGAUGGAGAGGCCGAUGAUGUGACUGCUGAUGAGGCCAGUGGUGCAGUUAGGAUCGUUGGUGGAGCUAAGGCUGGUUUGGUGUUGGUUGUGAGCUUGCUCAACUUAUUUGCUUCUUUUUGGCUUCUAUAG
This is a messenger RNA of Eruca vesicaria subsp. sativa (arugula), 1290 nucleotides long. NCBI's taxonomy places the organism in Eukaryota, Viridiplantae, Streptophyta, Magnoliopsida, Brassicales, Brassicaceae. The record is from the annotation of a GenBank genome assembly.